UCACGCGGGACCGCCCGAGAAGCGCAAACAUUAUUCUCAACAAAUUGUCGGUGGCGAGCAAUACAGUCUAACAAAAGUGUGCAAAUUUUGACGCUCAGUCUCAGUUUAGCAAACGAUUCACUAGUCGUUAUCAUCCCGACCCGAGAAGCACACACCCUAGUUGGUGCUACUAAGUGUCAGGUUGCACGGAGGGAAAUCUGUUUUUUUUUUUUUUGUGCGAGCAAUAUGGUUUGGACGCGCCCCCAAAACGUGCCCUACCCCUCGGUUUGGCACACGUUCAAGGCCAAGGCCGCGGACAGUGACGAGCUGGUCAAUUACGUGGUUCAGGAUUUACCGGAGAACCGAUUCGAAGAGGCGAUCGAGCAUCUGAUUGGAGUGUUUAUCUACGAUGAACCGAUGUGCAGAGCGAAAAAACUUGCCGAGCAACCCGAAAGCGUCGAAGGGAUUCGCGAAAUGUGGCGCGAGUUGGUCCAGCACCGGAUGGCACUGGUCUGCUUCCAGGAGGGUUCGGACGAAAUCGUUGGCCUCAACAUGACGUACGUUUCGAGCAAGAACGACAAGGAGGACUACGUUGUCAAAGGUUCCCUCUGGCAGGAGGUUUUCGACGCCGUGGUGUACUUUAGCGAAAAGGGCAACGUGUACGACCAGUACCAGGUCACGGAGUAUCUGGCCGCGAUGGGUCUGUCCGUGUCGCCCAAGUACCGCGGUCGUGGCAUCGCGACGGAAAUUCUACGCGCACGAAUUCCCCUCUGUCGAGCCACGGGCCUGAAGCUAACCUCGACGGUGUUUACCGCCACCGGGUCGCAGAUUCCGGCCGCCAAGGUGGGCUUCGAGGAGUCCUUUACCAUGGAGUACGAAGAGCUGGCCAGGGCGAACCCACGGUUUGUGUUUCCCGGGGUUCAGGCGAAGCACUGCAAAAUGAUGAGCAUGAAAAUUGAGUGAAUUGACAAGUUCGGAACCAAAGAUAAAAAUUAUUAAAUAUUGAACAGAACAUUAUAUUUUUUUGAACCCAAGUUGGACCUCAAAUUGUACCGAAAUUGAUUCAAAACCUGUUAUUUCAUAUGCAACUUGAGUGUUAAAAACAUUUAAGGAGUUUUUGAAGCGAACGGCGUUCGCCGAACGUAAACAAAAAUGAUCUGUCAAAAUUUGCCAUAAUGGAGGCUGCCAUAAAAGUCAUGAGGAAAUAAAUGAAACACAUUUAUGUUGCCAA
Culex pipiens pallens (northern house mosquito) is the source of this 1210-nucleotide messenger RNA. RefSeq lists its product as uncharacterized. Bases 226 to 942 code for a protein of 238 amino acids. NCBI's taxonomy places the organism in Eukaryota, Metazoa, Arthropoda, Insecta, Diptera, Culicidae. Gene Ontology annotation, molecular function: N-acetyltransferase activity. The transcript has 3 exons. The record is from RefSeq and is a predicted model, not a curated record.